GACGCAGAGACGUCACCAGUCGGUAGGCGGAAAAGCGGUAGUGUGUGUGUUUCGUAUCUGGAGAUAAAGCAUAGCCGGGUGCUUUUAUUAAGGAGAUACACACGGAGAUAUAAAAAGGUUAGCUUUGUGCCUGCUGAAAUGGCGGUUCCGGCUGGUCAGGCAGAUCUACCCAUGGAUAGGGGCGCCCUGAGCGGCCAGACGGUUUCCUCUGAAAACAACAUUGACAUCGACGAGAAAGAGUUGGAAAAUAUCACAAAGAAACACCGAGAAGACGAGACGACAACGCUGCCUCUGCACUCACCUUGGACGUUUUGGCUGGACAGGUCAUUACCGGGCACUACGGCUGCAGAAUGUGAAUCCAAUCUGAAGAAGAUCUACACCGUGCAAAGUGUUCAGAUGUUUUGGAGUGUAUACAACAACAUCCCCCCCGCCACAGCCCUGCCUUUGAGAUGUAGCUAUCACUUAAUGCGCGGAGAGCGGAGGCCUCUGUGGGAGGAAGAAAGCAAUGCAAAAGGAGGAGUAUGGAAGAUGAAAAUACCAAAAGAAAGCACUUCUGCAGUUUGGAAAGAAUUGUUACUUGCUACUAUUGGGGAACAGUUUGCAGAUUACUGUGCCUCAGACGAUGAGGUUGUUGGUGUCAGUGUUAGCGUUCGGGAUCGGGAAGAUGUCGUACAAGUCUGGAAUAGCGAUGCAUCUCUUGCUACCGAAGCAAAUAUCUUGGGAAAAGUCUAUGAGCUCCUCCCAUCCAUAUCUUUUAAAGCUGUUUUUUAUAAGUCUCACAUGGAACAUCAUGCCUUUGAAGGAGGACGCUCAAGACAUUAAAUGAUUGUAAUGCACUUUUUUUUUUUAUUUUAACCUGAACUCUGUACCUGCGUUUAAGGCGCUGUCCACAACUUAAUCAAGGAUAUUAUUUUGCAUUCAACAAUGAAAUGUUAUCAAUAUAUUUUUAUAACUUGUUAUGACUGAUGCCUUGUUUCAUUUUGAGGUGGGUCCUAAAGCUCAGAGCUCUCGAGAGAAUGUAUAUCCAACAUAAAUCUCAUCCGGAGUUCAUUAGUUCAUGUUGGUUUUGACUUCCUCCUUUUGCUGAACUGAACUGAACUGAACUGAACUGUCCUGGUCUGUCCUGGUCCUGUUCUCUGCGCAGCCUAUGGACCUCACAAUGUAUUCCUGGUAUAGAAGUAGCAGCUACAGAACUAGUGUUUUAACUGUUUGAUAUGUAGGGUGACUUAAUUCAUGUCAUGUUUAAUUAAGUCUACUUAGUCAGUGCCAAGGCACUUCUCUGCUGUUUAAGAAGUUUGCAUCCCAGUGGUGUUUUAUUCAGCUGGAGUUUUUCCACUUUUGAGGAUGAAUUGAAUGUCCCAUUUGGUUUUUUGAAACUUCAUCAAGCAUACAUCAAAUUUAAAUCAGGGUAACACUUGGACAUAUUGCACAUGACUACCUAUUUUGAUCCCAGCGUCCCUUAGUUAUAAAGCCAUCCUAGGGAAGAAGACUCUGCUCUAGACUACAUCCACACUAAUACAUUUUUAAAACCGUGUUUAAAAAAACGAAAACGACCUCCAUCCAGAUGUUUUAACACCGUUUCGGAAAUAAUCUCCGUUAUAAAAUGCAGAAUUUAACUCAGAACAGCUGCAAGCUUAGACAACAAGGUCAGCAGCGGCUGUAAGUAGUUAUCCAUGUUGAAUUACCCACUGGUAGUCAAGGUUGACGUUGUUUGUUUUCUUCCAGAAAAGGGUCACAUGACAGGGGCGUAGCGAAUCAGGGAAGGAUGUGUGGAUGUAGCCUUAGUUAAAGAGCAAAAGCCAUCUUGAAAGAUGCCUCUUACGAAUGUUCUUAACCGCACCGCAUUUGACAUUUCUUUCGAUCCCCCUGUGUUGAAAGUAGCCCCUCUGCUUUCCUAUAUGGGGUCACAGACUGUAUACUGCACAUUGUUUGUGACAUUUUGAUACAAUAUGUCACAUUUUAUCGUUAUGAAAAAGUCAAAUAUGACAGAUUUGGCGAGUUUCAAUUCAGUCAUUGAGUCCAUUUAUACUGCUGCUUCAAAGAAAAGUACACUUUAAACCAGAAGUUACACUGACCUCAUCUAUUUGAUCAUGUCCAUAAUGAGAAAUAGCAUCACUAUUAAUAAAGAAAAUAGAAAAACAUUUUGUACCAGCUCCUUUUACAAAUCUGGGUCAUUUUUGUGAGACCCAAACAGUUAUGCGAUUGCAGUGUAGGCUACAGUAAACUGAAUGCUUCUGGUAUUAUUGUAUAUCAAACCAUUUUUAUUGUGCAGCUUCGGGCUGGUCGAUACAUUAGUUAUGAGGGGACAAUAUUUCCUUUUUGCAGUGAUAUGGACA
Molecule: messenger RNA, 2336 nt
Organism: Perca flavescens (yellow perch)
Lineage: Eukaryota; Metazoa; Chordata; Actinopteri; Perciformes; Percidae
Product: eukaryotic translation initiation factor 4E type 3
Exons: 7
Coding region: 139-822 (227 amino acids)
Biological process (GO): translational initiation
Cellular component (GO): eukaryotic translation initiation factor 4F complex
Molecular function (GO): RNA 7-methylguanosine cap binding; translation initiation factor activity
Source: RefSeq, a predicted model, not a curated record